Molecule: messenger RNA, 3044 nt
Organism: Austrofundulus limnaeus
Lineage: Eukaryota; Metazoa; Chordata; Actinopteri; Cyprinodontiformes; Rivulidae
Gene: wnt3a
Product: wingless-type MMTV integration site family, member 3A
Exons: 4
Coding region: 327-1436 (369 amino acids)
Biological process (GO): multicellular organism development; neuron differentiation; cell fate commitment
Cellular component (GO): extracellular region
Molecular function (GO): cytokine activity; frizzled binding
Source: RefSeq, a predicted model, not a curated record
CGCRCACACACAUGCGAAUGCGAGCAAUUCUGAAUGAAACACGUCUGAAAAUGAUCUGUGGGCUCGAGCUGACUGACAACAGAAGGAACAGAUCAGCAGAGUUUCCCCCCUUUUGGCUUUACCUGCUGAUUGGGUCCUUUAAACUAAGGACAAGCUUCUUUUGACUUUUCAAUAUUUGGCUCCUGAGUUCUGCCACGACAACUCGAGACAGAUCGAUUUUUUUUCUAUCUUUCUUUUUUUAUUUAUUUUUUUCUUCUUUGGGGGGGAGAUAUCCAAACAUCCUCCAGCUUAUAAAUCCAUUUUUUUCCGCCUGCCUUUUGGCGCUGAUGAGCGCGCAUGUUGGCGUCCUGCUGCAGAGGUUCUGCGAAACUUUCAGGAUGAUAUACCUUGGAUGUUUCCUGCUGCUCUCUGGGCUCACGCACGUCAUGGCAACUUAUCCCAUCUGGUGGUCACUAGCAGUGGGCCACCAGUACUCAUCAAUGGGCACUCAGCCUAUCCUUUGCAGCAGCAUACCCGGUCUGGUACCUAAGCAGCUGCGUUUCUGCCGGAACUACGUGGAGAUCAUGCCCAGCGUGGCUGAGGGGGUGAAGAUCGGCAUCCAGGAGUGCCAGCACCAGUUCAGGGGCCGACGCUGGAACUGCACCACCAUCAAUGACAAUUUGGCCAUCUUUGGGCCGGUGUUGGAUAAAGCCACUCGAGAGUCAGCUUUUGUCCACGCUAUCGCCUCAGCGGGAGUUGCCUUCGCCGUGACCCGUGCUUGUGCUGAUGGUUCAGCCACCAUCUGUGGAUGUGACACGAGGCAUAAGGGCCCCCCUGGUGAGGGCUGGAAGUGGGGUGGCUGCAGCGAGGAUGUCGAAUUUGGAAGCAUGGUGUCCCGGGAAUUUGCAGACGCGAGAGAGAACCGGCCAGAUGCUCGGUCAGCGAUGAACCGCCACAACAACGAGGCGGGAAGAACGUCCCUCAAUGACAACAUGUUUCUGAAGUGCAAAUGCCACGGGCUCUCGGGAAGCUGUGAAGUCAAGACAUGCUGGUGGUCUCAGCCUGACUUUCGAGUUAUAGGCGACUACAUGAAGGAUAAGUACGACAGUGCUUCAGAGAUGGUGGUGGAGAAACACAAGGAGUCUCGAGGCUGGGUGGAGACGCUGAGACCCAAGUACAACUACUUCAAACCCCCCACAGAGCGCGAUCUGGUGUAUUACGAAAGCUCGCCCAAUUUCUGUGAUCCCAAUCCCGAGACUGGUUCCUUUGGUACUCGGGAUCGCAUCUGCAACCUGACAUCCCAUGGCAUAGAUGGUUGUGACCUGCUGUGCUGUGGCCGAGGCCACAACACUCGGACUGAGAAGAGGAAGGAGAAGUGUCACUGUAUCUUCCACUGGUGCUGCUAUGUCAGCUGCCAGGAGUGUGUGAGAGUCUACGACGUGCACACCUGCAAAUAGAGAUGCGGAGAUUCUCAGCCAUUCUCAUCAGAGGUCAUCAGGAAGCGGAGGGACAAAUACAGGUUCUGAACUAUGAGACGUGUAAAUAGUUUGACCUGUCUGUAAACACGCACAGCGUUGUGUUCUAUACCGAGAUGCUACAAGGGGGCGAGAUCAACUGAAACAGUUGAAACAGAUAUCUGAACGCAUCAUUCAUGGACUGUGAUUGACAUUGGUGAUGAUGAGAAGCAACAGAAAGGAGCACUGUUGGCUAAAUGACAAACACCAUAUUGGUGGUAGUUCUUUUGGUUGAGAAUCAAAACAUCACUGCUGAAGGGCUAAARUCUGUGGAGCAAUUGGAAAACAAAAGUGACGUUUACCUGAAAAAUGAACAUUUCUAAUCAUUGCUCAAUUUUGCCAUGAAAGAUUCAGAAGCAACACACACGAUCAGACACUCAACAGCAUGCAUUUGCCUCCUUGAUGUCAUUAGUAUGUCUUUGCCUCUCUGACAACUAACAUGUGCAUUGUGUGAUUGAGUUUUAUAGUGUUACUGAUGUUUGGGUAAGAAUGCACUUGCACCUGAGUGAAUGUAGAUUUUUUUUUUGCUGUAUUGUGUUUACAUCUUCUCACACCUUUAAGCUAACAAGUUAACAUCUCUUUAAAUUAACUUUAUUCAAAAGAAGCCACAAGAACCGCAUAUGCUGAACAACAAAACAUAAAUAUGCAGUCUGUCCAUUUCCCCGAUCGAAUGGAAAUACCUAAAAGUUUAUAAAGAGCAACAAUACAAAACUGAGAUUUAUAACCAAAGAAAAGUAAAGAAAAGAGAGGUGUUUAUAAGUCUGCGAGGUCAGCACUUCAUUUGUGUCUUGUUAAAAAAAAUAUGAAGCCUGUUCUUCUUCUUUUAGACAGUAUUAUCAUGAGACUUGGUGUGGAGAGGAAAAUUGUUACUGAUAAAAAAGGAUUUUUCACUCCACUUCGUUGUUUACUCCAGACACAUAUGUUUACUCUCUACGAGACAUAGGCAUAUAAAGUUGUCACCAAUGCUCUUUUUAAUGCAGUUUUAUUUGCAGUUGCAGUAAAAUGAUGACCAAAACCUGUGUAUGGAAUGACUCUGAGCUGUGGCUUCCUCUUUCCCCAAACUAAACAAUGAGCAGCAUCGCUGAAGCUACUAUUACUUCCCUUAUUUAAAUGCUGCUAAAAUAUUUGUGUAUGUGUUUAGGUCCUGACAUAGAGUACGUCUUUGUUUGUAUAAGUAAAUUUUUUGCAUGUGUUGAUUCUUUCUGUGAAAGACAUGUAGUUUGAUGAAAAUGUGAAGUCUGACAAAUUAUUGCAAAAGUAACUCAUUUAACCAAAUAGAAAAAUAGAGAUUUAUGUUUUUUGUAUGUUCGGAUGUUUGUUUGUUWUUUUUUUUUUAAAUAUGAGUUUGUUGUUAUGCUAUACUGAGACAAUACAGUGACCUGGAUGGCCAAAACACAGCAAGACUGGACAAUUUUUUUACAAAUAAAGAUAAUAAUUAAAAAAAACUUGUCAAAAAUUUGGAUUUUAUGAGUGGAAUUUUUUCUUAACAAAACAAAGAAGUUUGGAGGUUUGUGUUUUAUAACAUUUGAUUUAUUUUUGUUAUAGUUUUUU